Cryptomeria japonica (Japanese cedar) is the source of this 2265-nucleotide messenger RNA. RefSeq lists its product as uncharacterized. Lineage: Eukaryota; Viridiplantae; Streptophyta; Pinopsida; Cupressales; Cupressaceae. Bases 89 to 2083 code for a protein of 664 amino acids. Gene Ontology annotation, biological process: rRNA processing. The record is from RefSeq and is a predicted model, not a curated record. Gene Ontology annotation, cellular component: preribosome, large subunit precursor; nucleus; preribosome, small subunit precursor. The transcript has a single exon.
GACAGGAGGAAAUGAAUAUUUAAAAAUAUGGAACUCUUUCCGAAAGCCAAGAUUUAAAGCGGUUAGGGGUGAACCAAGCAGAAGCAGAAUGAUGGAGAAAAUAGGGUUUGUGAAGCAGCUGGCGUCCUGCGAGAAGAAAACGCGGGACAGAGCAGUAAGGUUGCUGGAGUCAUGGCUGACGGCCAAGGCGACGCAAGUGUCUGAUGAUGAGCUCAAAAAAAUGUGGAAGGGGCUCUUCUACUGCGUCUGGCACGCCGACAAGCGCCACAUCCAGGCGGACGUCAUCGAGAAGCUCGCCUCCCUCAUUCGAACCCUCGACCUCCCCCUCGCCAUCCAUUACUUGCAGGUAUUUCUCCUCACCAUGAGGCGUGAGUGGAGUGGCAUCGAUCACCUCCGCCUUGACAAGUUUUAUCUCAUGCUCACCCGUUUUUUGCAUUCUCUCUUUCUUCGCUUAGAUGCCCAUUCGUGGGACACAGACAUUACAAGUACUUUUAUCAACGUUCUCGCCCAGGGCACAUUUUUCGCCCUUGAUACUUUUCCUGCCCGGGGGGUAAAUUUGCACUUUGUCGAUGUUUAUCUUAACGAGAUUGCGGAGUAUUUGCCUCUCAGUCAGAGUGCGUUUGCCAUGGUUUUUGAACCUCUUUAUGGCGUUUUGGCUCGGGUCUCCGACAGGGUUUUGGUAGAGAGGGUUAGGUCUAAUGUGUUUGAGCGGCUUGUGGAGAAGGGGAACGAGCUUCUGAAGCGGAGGAAAGAUGAGGACGCGGAGAAUGAGGACGAUGAUGAAAAUGUGGAGAAACUUGGAUGUGUUGCUCUGACGAUGGGGAUUGGGAAGAGGCUUCUGGAGCUGGCUGCGGAGGAAAGUAGUCUGCAGCCGAAUAGAAAGGUUUUGUAUGCUCUCUACGAGGAGUUUGGUAAGCUGGAGAAGCUUUAUUUGGCGUCUGGGGUUGAUGUGCUUUUCAAAAGGGUUAAGAGGCGUAGGGUUUCUCCGGAGAGUGAGGAGGUUAGGGAUUUUUUAAAGGAUGAGCCAGGAAGUCAUGGAAAUCAUCAUAUUGAAAAUAAAAUGGAAUUAGAUGAGGAAGACAGGUCAAUUGUUAAGAAGGUGAAGCAGAAGAAGGUGAAGAAAUUGCCCCAGGCAGAUGAUAAAAUGGAGAUUGUUGAUGAAUGCACAGGGGUUGAAAUGAAGAAGGUCAAGAAAGGGAAGCGGAAGAAGGUGAAGCAAGCAGCAGAUCAUAACGAUGCUAUUGUCAUUGUUGAGGGAGGUGCCAUGGCUACAGGCAAUGGGGUGAAGCUCAAGAAAAAUAAAGUAAAGAAGGUUAAAAAGGAAGCUAACUCACACACGGUUGAAGAAGGUAUGGAAAGCAGCGUUGGAAUGCUGUCAAAGAAAAAGAAGUUAAAAACCAGCUCGGGGCUUUGUGAUAAGAAUCUGAAAGAGCGAAUGAGUGUAGUAGAUGAAGCAGCAACUGAUGAUGGUGUGCAUGAGGAGCAGACUGUUGAUUUUCAGGACAUGAACAGGGGAGCAACUUUCAAUUUUGAGGAUUCAGUAAUCUCCAACCUACAGAAGGAGUUUGAGAAGGUUGCAGCAGAAUUAGGCGAAAAUAUGGACGGUUUCAGUUCCCCUGAUGCCACUUUGACAGCACCUAUUUCUCCUGGUUCAAAAAAGCGGAAGAGAGUAAAGAGUGCUUCUAAAGAGGUUUCCGGUAAUUCAAGUUUAGGACAAAGUAACGGGGGAAGCACAGCUGUUCCCGUUGGCCCUAAUGGAAUUGGAUCUUGUGGUAAAAGUGUUGAGAAAACUGCCAAGAAGGUUAGGUUUUCUAUGAAGAGAAAUCUUGUCUGGAAGCCUACUAGCCCACUUCCCCCGGAGAGCUUGAGGAUGCCUCCAUCUGCUACCCCGCGGGGAAGUGCCUUGAAGAAGGGAGUACCACCAGGUCCAAUCCGCAUCAUCAAAGAGUCUCCUAGUCCCCAAAGAAGGAUUCUUUUGUCCAUUUCUGCACGAAAGGGCAGAAAGAAGUUGAAAAGCAUUUCAUUAGGUACCAAGCUGGCUCGGAAACGGCAGUCAAAAGUUUGGAGAAUAAAUUCAGUGUAAUUUUUUGUGGAGCUGAACCUGUUCAUGUCACAGUUUUUAUAGUGAGGCUGGAUUUUCAACCAUUUAUUUAAAGUACAUGAAUUUUUGCUGUUUGCAGAUGUUGGCAGAACAUCAAAUUGUUUUUGGUAAUUUUUUUAAUAUUUUCAAUUGAGAUGGUUGAGCAAAGCUCAUUUGUUGUUUCA